Aspergillus neoniger CBS 115656 is the source of this 1889-nucleotide messenger RNA. Its product is annotated as C6 transcription factor. The coding region runs from base 236 to 1597 and encodes 453 amino acids. The transcript has a single exon. The record is from RefSeq and is a predicted model, not a curated record. Lineage: Eukaryota; Fungi; Ascomycota; Eurotiomycetes; Eurotiales; Aspergillaceae.
CGGAAUGGUCCGCCACGGGAGAUUCUCGAGAGGCUGCCAGGUCUGUAGAAAGAGAAAGAUCAAGGUACUGCUCAUCAGACUCACUGUCUAUUCAUACUUUUAUCAUCAGAUUCUCUUAUACUUUACGUCAAUGCUUAUUGAGUGAAAUCAACAGUGCGACCGGGCGCGACCGCAUUGCAACCAAUGCCUAAAGUCUGGGUGGAAAUGUCCACAGUAUGGUGAUUCUAUAGAGCGGAUGUUUCUUUAUCACAACCCAGGGAAUCCAGAUAUAAACAAUGGUCACAAAGCAACGACUUCCUCGCCAUUUUCAUGUAUUACGGCAAGGAUACAAAGUCCUGAACUGCCAGUAAAUCUCGACCCACCAACUGCGAACAUAUUAGGCGGAAACAUAGUCCAAUCCACGGAAUGUCGUGCAAUCGGUUUCUUCAUGUCGGCUCACACCUUCCAUAACAUCGGUCUCAUCCGGGGCCAUUUCGAGUAUUUAUCCAUAUUUAACGAUGAUGUCAUGAAUGAGCAACGAGUUUUUGCGAGCCUCCGUGCUGUUGCGCUAGCAGCUUAUGCCACCAAGUUUCAAGAUGUUGCUCUUCUCAAGAAAGCCAGACAGUAUUACGUUGCAGCGCUUCGACAUAUCAAUGCAGCCUUAUUGUCCUGCCAUGAAGCAGCAAAGAAUGCUACCAUUAUCUCGAUUUUGUUCCUAAACACCUUUGAGGCUCUGACUUGUGAGAGUGUGGACUUCCCCUAUCAAAGAGAGACUCACUUAAAAGGUGUAGCGUCGAUAUUGGACAUUCGAGGGGUGGGACUUGUGCAAUCUCGUCCCGGGCUUCAAUUGUUUCGUCAAACCCUCCUCUGCAUUUCAGUGACAUGCUUAAUGCGCUCUUUUCGAAUACCCAUGGGAUUGGUAAAGCUUCACCGCCACACUGCUGCUUACAUGGAUACUAGUGAUCCUGCGUGGAAUUUAUCAGAUAUCAUGAUAGAACUGUCCUAUUUCCGCGCAAUGGUCAAGGACCGUACGCUCUGCGAUCCUGAGAAAAUAAUUGCAUCUGCCAAAGAAAUAGACCGCAACCUCUGCUCGCUCGCUGAUAACAUGCCCGAAGACUGGCGAUUCCAGUUCAUGGAAUUAGAGACUACAUCUGAACUCGUCAUGGGAAUGCAGCUUCACGUGUAUCCCGAUGCAUGGGUCGCAGGUGUGUGGAACAACAUCCGUACAUGUCGGUUACUUUUGCAUGGUGAGAUCAAGCAGCAAUUGGAGAGUGUGCUGGACACUUCUCUAUACGAUGCUGUCCAGUAUCAGCACUCAGUCAUAAUAAUGCAGCAGCUCGUUUCAGACAUUUGUGCUUCCGUGCCUCAAUACUGUGGUUACCUACCAGUAAAAUCUGGUAGUGUAUCAUAUACGCAGACAGUCAGCAAUGGGAUCCCCGCUAUCGCUGGUAUCUACCUCCUAUUCUGGCCUCUGCUAUAUGCCGGGCAGAUGGCUAUUUCGGAAUAUCAGCGAGAUUGGAUCAUUGAUCGCAUGCGCUAUAUCGGCGAAACAACCGGUAUUCAGCAAGCCUUUGUGUUUGAGGCUAUACUAAAGCGGGGUGUGGACCCUUUUCAAUAGACAAAUGCCGAGAGCAGGGGUCUUGUCGGUUCUGAUUGUGACGAUCACAGUAUCGUAAAAGAUCAUUCGGGAAGGCCAUAGGUGUCUCGGGGAAAUUGUAUAUGCUAUUGCUGGAUGGAAUGGAUAUGAAAUGUAUAAACACGACAACGGUUCAGACGGAUAGAACUGGGUAAUCUUUUUAGAACCGCAAAGAUAAUGGCAUCCAGGACUAGCACUAAGGAUUAUCGUUGCAGCCUACCCAUCCGACAUAAUUCGGGCAGCAGCUGGAAUGGAGUCCAAUAAUUGGUCGAAG